CUCAAAUGUCCGCUAAUCGAUAAGAUGAGCCUAACUCAUUUUGGUCAAUCAGGCUUGGCGACUGUUGACCCUGACUCGUGGAAUCGGUCUAGGUGUUGAUACACGUAGUCAGUUGCAGAUCCAAGAGAGUGGUGCUCGAUUGAUUAUGCGCAAUUCUACGAAGUCAAUUGAAAUAAUGUCGUGAUAGUUGAUAUGUGCAUUGAUGGCCACCUGAGCCUGAAGCGUCGUGAUGUGGCUGGACCGACUAACCACAGGCUCUGCAACACCCAGCGGCUCACUUACUCCCUCGAGAUCCUACUCUCCUGCUCCGCGCAAGAGCUCACACCUUUCUCCUUCUCAACGGUCGGGUCUUGUUCUUUCGGCAAACAGGUCAUCCUCUUCCCUUGACCUGCUAAGUGCAAACACUUCCACAGCCUCUCUGGUCCAACCGUCAAAACUUCCCAAUGGAUCUGCCUUGCGGUUCGAGGAGAAGCCGCCGCCUGAUGUUCCCGAUCCGCUGAAGGUGUUGAGAAACAUACUGGGACGUCCGGAUAAAGGAACAGUUGGCGGCCAAAAACCUGAGCGGGCCAGCUCGCCAACAGUACAUGAUGUCGACUUUGGUGGUCUUAGUCUACAAGAAUUCGUGGACCAAGAGACACCAUUGCGGCCUUCGAGUCUAGAUCGAACGAUCGAUGUAUCGGCCAAAGAGAACAGACAGAAAUACGAAGAUUUCCAUGCUUCCAUUGCAGAAUGUGACCGAGUUUUGAAGACAGUCGAGUCCUACCUGACCAACUUCAAGGCUGAACUUGGUCAAGUAUCUGCAGAAAUCGAGAAUCUACAAGCACGCUCAACCCAAUUAAACGCUAAACUCGACAAUCGACGGAACGUCGAAAAGCUACUUGGUCCUGCUGUCGAAGAUAUUAGUCUCUCUCCGUUCACUGUGAGAUCCAUCGCCGAAGGCCCGAUAGACGAGACGUUUGUAAGGGCGCUCGACGAAGUUGAAGCAAGAUCCGCCAUCAUCGAAGCUAAGGAGAAGAAAUCAGAACAGGUCCAGGCCUUACACGAUCUCAAGCCUAUCCUGGAUGACCUCAAAGCCAAAGCGAUUGAACGCAUACGAGACUAUAUCGUCGCGCAGAUCAAAGCCCUUCGCUCGCCCAACAUCAAUGCGCAAGUGAUCCAACAGCAAACCUUUCUGAGGUACAAAGACCUGUACGCUUUUCUCGCGCGGAAUCAUGCAGUCUUGGGGGAAGAGAUUGCGCAGGCAUAUGUCAACACCAUGAGGUGGUACUAUAACAGCCACUUUGCGCGCUAUCAACAAGCACUUGCUUCCUUACAACUCCAUGCCUUCGACCAGUAUGACCUGCUCGGCUCCGAACCUGUCCCAGCAAGGCGGAACGCCGCAUCGAAGACUGGUUCUCAACAUCACGACGUGUUCGGCCUCGGACGGAGAGAAGACGUGAUGAAAUCGAAGAACGAUUCGGCUCUGCCAGCCUAUCUGGUCGAAGACACCAAAUCGGCGCAUUACCUAGAAGUUCCCUUUCGCAAUUUCAACCUCGCUCUGAUCGACAACGUCUGCGCCGAGUACGCCGUUGUGACAGAGGUCUUUUCUACGAGUACAUUGCAGCAGAUCUCGCGUCGUGUCUCAGACAUUUUCGAGCCGACGUUCGCCAUGGGCCACAAUCUGACGAAGCAACUGGUCGAAGACACGAAUGAUUGUCUGGGCAUACUAUUAUGUGUCCGUCUCAACCAGCACUUUGCAUUUGGACUGCAGAGGCGGAAGAUCCCCGCGGCAGAUUCGUAUAUCAACUAUACCAACAUCCUCCUGUGGCCGCGCUUUCAGAAGGUCAUGGAUCUUCACCUCGAAUCGUUGAAGAAAGUACCUACUUCGACGAACCGAGGCGCGGCAGCCGCGUUUUCUCUUGUCGGUGGAUCCGAUACCAGAUCGUCUGUUGCUCCGCACGCCAUCACGCAACGAUUCGGUCAGUUUUUGCAGGGUAUCCUGAUGCUAAGCGCGGAAGCAGGUGACGAUGAGCCCGUUGCGAACAGUUUAGGUCGUUUACGGGCCGAGUUUGAAGCAUUGAUGGGCAAGCUUGCCAAGGGGGCCGGCGAUACGUCGAAGCGUGCUAGGUUCUUGUAUAACAAUUAUAGUCUCGUGUUGACUAUCAUUAGUGACACCAAGGGGAAGUUGGCUGAGGAACAAAAAGAGCAUUUUGGGUUCCUCGUCAGAGAUUUGAAGGGACGAUAGUAUAGUGGGAAGUCAAAUGAAUGCGAACAUCUGGACAUGCACCUUCAAAAGGCUGAACCCAUUUGGUUGGUCUCGGCUUUUGAGCAAUACUUCUGGUUCGCAAAGCUGCUCAAAUGCACGGGUGAAUGAUAUUACCACAAAGCAUACA
Molecule: messenger RNA, 2372 nt
Organism: Exophiala viscosa
Lineage: Eukaryota; Fungi; Ascomycota; Eurotiomycetes; Chaetothyriales; Herpotrichiellaceae
Product: Sac2 family-domain-containing protein
Exons: 1
Coding region: 230-2224 (664 amino acids)
Biological process (GO): Golgi to vacuole transport; retrograde transport, endosome to Golgi; endocytic recycling
Cellular component (GO): GARP complex
Molecular function (GO): syntaxin binding
Source: RefSeq, a predicted model, not a curated record